CAUAUAAGCAAUUACGUACAUGCAAAACUCGGUCACACUACAUACCAUUCAAUUCAGUAGAAAUUUUGUGUUUGUGUCGGUCUCAUUGGUUUAAAUAAGCCAUCAAUAAUGGGCAAUAAAUCUUCUCUCUUUCUGCGGCACGAGGAAAUUGCACAGAUACAAAAUGAAACUGGCUUUACACCCAAUCAAAUUGAGCGCCUGUAUUCGCGUUUCACGUCACUGGAUCGCAACGACUGCGGCACACUCUCUCGCGAGGAUCUGAUGCGCAUACCCGAGCUGGCAAUCAAUCCGCUCUGUGAACGCAUUGUGCACUCCUUCUUCGCGGAGAGCUCCGAUGAUCGCGUGAACUUUCGCCAGUUCAUGAAUGUGUUGGCCCACUUCCGACCGCUGCGGGACAACAAGCAGAGCAAGUUGAACAGUCGCGAGGAGAAGCUGAAGUUCGCGUUCAAAAUGUACGAUCUGGAUGACGAUGGUGUCAUUAGCCGGGACGAGUUGCUAUCGAUUCUGCACAUGAUGGUCGGCGCGAACAUCAGCCAAGAUCAAUUGGUCAGCAUUGCGGAACGUACCAUAUUGGAGGCGGAUCUAUGCUGUCAAGGCAAGAUCUCGUUCGAGGACUUUUGCAAGGCGCUGGAACGCACCGAUGUCGAUCAAAAGAUGUCCAUACGAUUCCUCAAUUAGUGCCACACAAGCAGAGAAACAAAAUUUCAGAUGUCUUAGUCACUGUGAACCAAAUAGUGUUUAGUCCAAUUAAUAUACUUGAUAUAUAUAUAUAUAUUUAUCAAGUCCGAGGCAUAUGCAAUUGUAUUAGUAAUUUAUGAAACUAUUAUUAAUCUGCAGAUAUUAUUGUUGAUUGCUUUUACGCUAGUUGAUUUCAUUCCGCUCUAAAGUGAAAUUCAUGC
Molecule: messenger RNA, 899 nt
Organism: Drosophila hydei
Lineage: Eukaryota; Metazoa; Arthropoda; Insecta; Diptera; Drosophilidae
Gene: elm
Product: calcineurin B homologous protein 1
Exons: 2
Coding region: 109-678 (189 amino acids)
Molecular function (GO): calcium ion binding
Source: RefSeq, a predicted model, not a curated record